ACCAGAAAAAGGACCAAAGGAUUUAUUGCUGCUGGAAUUGUUCAUUCCGAAGUAAUUUACUGCAGACUGGUUCUAUAAAUUAGCUAAUUUCUGCUCUCUCUCGUGAAGGACUACUUUAGACGUUGUACAAUAUGGUUUUGUUGUUUCUCUUAGUUCCACUAUCAUGCAUAAGUUUUGUCCUUGCAGCUCCAUUAACGGGAGCCGGGAUUGGCCUGCAUAACUUUUUCAACGUCUAUGUCGGAAUGAGUCCGUCGAAGUAUGUUCACAGCAACACUUUGACCAACCAACCAAAAGCACGGGUUCAGCGACACCAACCUGACGAUGAACUUUAUCCCAAACCCUGGACCUUCGAGUCGGACAUGACCUUGACGCCAGCUCAGAAGAUCGCUAUAAAUAGAGACGUUUUACGUCGGCGAAUGGGGGUUCCAUUGAAGUUGAGAAAAAUUGUCGCUGACGCGAGAUAUUACUGGCCCAAUGGUGUUGUUCCUUAUGAAACCGGAAAUCUUGAAUUCACCAUUGCCUCCAAUUUGAACUCUGCGAUCAAGAUGUGGGAGAAAUUGACGUGCAUUAGGUUUGUCGCCAGGACCGCAUCAAACCAAAACCAAUAUAGUGAUUACGUCACAAUUCAACAGACUUAUGACGGAUGUGAAUCCAAUGUUGGACGAAUUGGAGGACAACAGGUUGUAAACGUUUCCAAUGGAUGCGGGGCUGGGAGCAUUGCGCAUGAGCUUGGGCAUAGCUUUGGGUUUGUACAUGAACAAUCUCGGUCCGACCGAGAUCAGCACAUCCUCAUUGUCGAUGGCAACAUCAGCCCUGGGAACGAAAAGAACUUUGAGAAAUACUCCAACAAGAAGGUCUACACGUAUAACCUCUCCUAUGACAUCGGAUCCAUCAUGCAUUAUAGCGACAAGGCAUUUUCAAGAGAUGGGGAAUCGAAGACAAUUGUUGCACGCGACACUCUGGUUCAGUCGUGGAUGGGGCAAAGGGACGGCCCAAGCUUUCUAGAUAUCAAGCUCGCUAAUCAGGCUUACCAGUGCGACAGGCAUUGCAAAACCAACUUUGUCUGUCAAAAUGGUGGAUUUAUCGGACCCAACUGCCACUGCAUUUGUCCCUACGGAGUCAGUGGGUUCACGUGUGACGACGUGGCGCCCUCUACACCGAAUUGUGGAGGAACCUUCCUGGGCGAAAAUGGCACGAUUCUCUCUCCCAAUUACCCCAACGAAUAUAACAGUAACGCGGAAUGUCACUGGCUAAUUGAAGGUCCAUUUGAAUUCUUAAAACUGACGUUCCGUGACUUUCAUUCGGAAUACGAGUAUGAUGUCCUUGACGUCCGAGUAUACGGACCAGAAAGGGUGGGGCAAAUGAUUUCUGGAAAUAAUUUUGGAGACAAGAUCAUCUAUUUUAGCAGCAAUAAACUUCUUCUGCACUUUACUUCCGACAAGAACACAAACUUCCGAGGAUUCCGAAUCGAUUAUUCUAGCAUUCACAGAAUUGACACCGAUUCUCAUUGAUGUUCAGCUUAGUCCAGUGAAAUAGCGGACUUCGACCUUUGAUGCAUUGUAUUUGAUGCGCUAUAAAUGUGAUCCAUUCUAAUGUGUAGUCAUGAUCUAUUAUAAGAUGAUCAUAAUUUCAUAUAAUGUUUGUAUUUUCCAAUGAAUCUCAAAGGCAUGUGCAUUUUGUUAACUUGUUUAUUUUUUUUCUAUACAUUAUUCUUUGUUGCAAUAAAAUUACUCACUUAAA
Ostrea edulis (European flat oyster) is the source of this 1740-nucleotide messenger RNA. Its product is annotated as blastula protease 10-like. The record is from RefSeq and is a predicted model, not a curated record. The transcript is spliced from 10 exons. Gene Ontology annotation, biological process: proteolysis. Lineage: Eukaryota; Metazoa; Mollusca; Bivalvia; Ostreida; Ostreidae. Gene Ontology annotation, molecular function: metalloendopeptidase activity; zinc ion binding. Bases 132 to 1511 code for a protein of 459 amino acids.